Messenger RNA from Laccaria bicolor S238N-H82, 3225 nucleotides. RefSeq lists its product as uncharacterized. Lineage: Eukaryota; Fungi; Basidiomycota; Agaricomycetes; Agaricales; Hydnangiaceae. Gene Ontology annotation, biological process: signal transduction; protein phosphorylation. The record is from RefSeq and is a predicted model, not a curated record. The coding region runs from base 1 to 3225 and encodes 1074 amino acids. The transcript has 5 exons. Gene Ontology annotation, molecular function: protein kinase activity; ATP binding; protein binding. Gene Ontology annotation, cellular component: cytoplasm.
AUGGACAACACCCAAAGCUCCAUCUGUUCUGCUGCCUCUGCAUUUCGCGCUACCCGGACUAUUCGCAACGCCUCCGAGAGUCCAUCACAGACGCCCACACUCCUCCAGGCCCGCAAAGACCCCGCCUUUCACGACUUCAUCCUUCUGGCUGCCAAAAUUCGCUCCACAGAUCUUCACGAAGCAGGCCACCGCGCUAACAUCAUACUCCAAGGCGGUUCUUUUCUUGCAGGCCAAGGCAGUUCCUUCACUGUCUACAGCCUACCGACGAGCAACGCCUGCAAUGGCUACCACCCUCGCUAUGUGGCGAUCAAAUCCCCUCGAGCUGCCCUUCAUGUCGAUAAGAACAGUCAGAGUUUCCGACGCCAGCUUCGUGAUGCGUAUUUCGAGCUACAAGUCCUUUCUCACCCUCCUUUGAGAGCCCACAACAACAUCGUAAAGUUGCUAGGAAUUUCCUGGGAGCCGAGUCCAGUCUCCCUCUCAGGCUUCCAGGGCCCAGAGACAUUCUGGCCUGUCCUCGUCAUCGAGCAUUCUGAAUAUGGUACUAUCCAUGACGUUUUCGAGGACAUCGAAGCGAGGAAUCCCACUUCACUGACUGUUGAAACAAAAGUCAAUCUCUGCCUAGACGUUGCACGAGGUUUAGAGGCUCUCCACCAUUGCGGCAUUGUGCAUGGCGACGUCAAGUGCGAGAACAUUCUCAUAUUCCGGCAGCCCCCCCGUACCACAGCUAAACUCGCCGACUUUGGCUGUGCUCUCUCAGAUGUCAAGAACAAGGCCGAGUUGAAGGGCCUUACAGAGCCGUGGGAUGCACCAGAGGCGCGUAAUACCCUGACAGGUCGUGGACUGAUGGCGACCGACGUUUAUAGUUUGGGGUUUACGUUGUGGAGAAUUUUAGGCGACGGAAAGAGCCCUUUCACAUCGGCGGUUGUUCUAGAUGCGAUGAAGGGCCAGAGUGUCAAAGAUUUCAAGAAGAGAGACGAGCUUUGGAAGCUAGCUUGUGUGGAUAUAGCGCAACGAGGAGACUUUAACGCAUGGAUGAACAUCACAGGAGCGGCAUCUAGUGGCUUAAAACAAAUUGAAUCAGUGUUUGAGAACACACUUCGAUACGAUCCUUUUCGUCGAAGCCUGAGUCACAGCGUGGAGCUGCUAACUCAAGCACAGAACCUCGUGUGUAAGGAAACAGAAGCGGGAACCAUGACGAAAGAGGAUCCUGACCUUACUGCGAAUCCAAAGAUUCCCGAUUGUGUUCGUGAUACACUUCGCAUUCUUGAACAAAAAAUACGCGACAUGGAGGAUCUUCCCGCAAAGUCCGAAGCACUACAACACAUUAAAGUCGAAACGCCAAACUUGAGCAUCGCGGACGAUUACAUGCAUCUCUUUAUAUCGCUCAAAAACCUCGAUGUCCGACUACGGAGGACCUUGACACAGAGUUUGCAGUUGGUACAGACCAAUUCACCAGAGGAGGAGAAAGAUAUCGGCAGAUUACUGUUCCUGUAUUACCUGGAAGUGGACUUCCAGCCAGACGAAGCUCUCAGAUGGCUUCUGGUUGCUGCUAAAUCAGGGGACAUCAUAACUCAAGCAAUCGUGUAUCGGAUGUUCCACGUCUUCAAUAAACCCAUUCCGGCUGACGUUCCGAUCCAGAGAUGGCUUUGGAAUGGCGCUAUUCGCUGUUCUACACUAGCGUUACAGGAUUUGCGGUCCGAAAACCCGGAAUGGUACAAGCAGGCGAAAAGUGCAGUAAAAGGCAAAUAUGGAGGUUUGGGUAUCGACAUUUAUCAAGAGUUUGAGGUGACGUUACGACUCCUUGCCUUUUUCGCCAAGGACCGCAGCAAUGAUAGCGAUUCCGACGAUGACUACCCUCUUGGUGUUGUUCGUGUUGUUCAAGACAAGUCUCCUGGUUGGCCCGGCGAAGUUAUAAGAGGCAUCGGCCAUGGUCGCUGUGACAAGUUCAGUCCAGAGAGGGGUGACUUCUGGGAACCGACGUGGACGGGACAACCCCAUCAGACGAAGAGUGGCGCCAUCUUAUACGGGUCCAAUCCGGAGCAAGCCUUUUUCAUUACAAUGAGGAUCAAGAAAGGCCAUAUGUAUAGCGUUAGUGGCUUUGGAGACACUAUCGUCCAUUAUGCUGCCAAUCGAGGGUUUCUUCAGCUUAUGGAGUUCGUCUGGGACAAGUAUAAACCAGACCUCAACGAUAAGAAUGUGUUUGGGGAGACGGCAUUGUUGCAGGCCUGCCGUGCAGGCCAUGCUAAGAUCGUAUCAUUUCUGCUGGACAAGGGAGCAGAUGCGAGUGUUACUUCUGCACGUGGAGAGACACCGCUACACUGGAUAGGAAACGUGGAACAAGAAGAGAUGCCAGGGCUAGUCUCUCGGCUGAUUACUGGCGGUGCAUCUCCUGCGACCCGAGCAUCAUAUCCGGAUGAGCUUCAGCGGGCAUGUGGCAUCGAGCCUCAGAUCGGGGCUUCCAUUGAAAAUGGUAACGCCUUUAUGUGGUCUGUCGCGCGAGGCGACUCUGCUGUCGUCAAGGCCCUUCUCGGCGACAAGUAUGGCCACAAGCCUGAUGAGUUCGAUGCUAUUUGGUCCGCUGUCAAGUUAGCCUCGGUCUACUGUGAGGUAGACUGUCUGUCGAUGCUAAUCAGUCGUGCAAAACACUGUCAAAAGGGGGUCCUCAACCCGGAGUCAGUCUACAGAUGUCUCCGUUCUGCCAUGACCAACGAUUACUGUCGACGACUCCACCGCUUAUUACGCCACGGUAAGGAGUGGAUGAAGGCUUUCCGAUUGACUGUGGUAUGUCUCGAGGAAGCGGGGGCGAGUCCUCGACCUCAAGGCUAUGACUGUGGAUCAGGGAUUCAAGAUAUGACUGUACUUUUUCAAGCUGUGUCGUCAUUCUCCGACAUAGAGAUGAUUCAGCAUCUUCUUAACUCCGGCUGGGGGAAAGAACUCUCAAUAUCCUGCCUUCGUAUAACUCCAACAAUCCGCGCGAUGUGCGAAGAGAAUCACGAGCUCUUUGAGCUUCUGCUUCAAUACGAUGGCAAUGUGUUUGACUCUCAAAUUCUGGACUUCGGAGACGGCCCGAUCGUGCAUAACGCCUACACUUGGAUUGCAUCCUCGACGCGAUCCAACCUCCGCAUUGUAGAACGGCUUCAGGGACUGGGAGUCCCAUAUGUAGAAAACGAGCUGGCCAGUUUCAGCUGGCUACUUUCUUCCUGGAUUCCUAUGAGGCGAACAUAG